UGCGGUCACAUUAUCAGUUUGCGGUCAUAAAAAUGUUUUGAAUUUGUUUAUUUAAUUAUUUUUUAAGAUGUAUGCCUUGCGGGACCUUAAUAAUUGCUCAAAUAUCGGCAACAGCUUCGGCUUUGUGUGCAGGACCCUGAAAAAGCAAUGUGGAAUCCAGCAAUUGGGAUCUUUGGAGAAAUUCGAGUUUGUGGAGCUUCUUAAGUUGUUAAAUGCCAAGGAAAGGCUAUUGGCCUCCAAGUUCUUUUGCCAGUUGCCCGCCAAUGUGGGCAGUUUCCGCGUCCUACUCCAGCUCCAGCAGCUCGGCAUACUCACCGCCUCUGAGUAUAUACUUAGCAAGGAGCACUCGGAGCAGCUGCAAGUGGACUUGAUCAUUUUUCUGGAAUCCGAAUUCGAGCUGCUCACAAAUGUCUUUAUUUCCGCGGCAUAUGAUGUCGAGUGCGGUGUAAAGUUGACCUCAAUCCUAACAGCUGCCCUGGGCAAUCUCUAUGCCGGUCUGGUGAACAAUCCAAAAAUAAGUAAUUUGGGCUAUGUAGAACCCUUGCGGCGAGAUCUUCCAGCUGAUGCCCUAAGUGUCUGCAGAAAUAUGCAUUUAAGUACCCUGAUGGAACUGCACCGUUCAGAGGAUAUCACAGAGGCCUUUGCAAAAUUCAGUGGCUGGAUUAACGAGGGCGUUGAUGAACUAACUUUUGUGAAGCAUCUCUGCGAUAAGCUCUUUGCCUGCCAUCACCAGGAAGCUCUUCAAUUUCUUUUCAAGCAGUCGAACAUGGAAAAUUUCAAGGAAUGGAAGUUCUAUUUGAUUCUAGUGCAGUCCAUUGCCAGCGCUGCCAACUCGGAAACUUCAGCAUUUAUUAGAAAACAUUUAAAAAACCGCCUCCUGCAAACCGCCUCUUCAGGCUGCCUGAAAUCUUUGCUGCACUUGCUGUUAACAGCGCGGGCUGCUACUGCCACUACCAUGUGUAUUCUGACAAAUUUAGACAACUACGCCAAGUGGUAUAAGCAGAAUAUUGGCGAAAUGACAUACAUCCUGGGUACGGACAAAUUCCAGGUCAUGUUGGGACUACUGGAAGAGUCUUUGCAAUACGAAAGAGAGCUGCAAUACCUUGAGAUUCAUGUGACAAUAGCCAUUUCACCUGGCGGACGACUCGUUCAGGCCUACAAAACCAAGUGCCGUGCAUAUGCAUCGCAAUUGAAAGCGGAAGCCAAGAAAAAACCGCUAAGAGAAAGUAAUACCAACUAGAUAGGGGUUAUCUUCUUUCUUGGGGACAAUUAAAGGAUAGGAAAGACACAAUUACGAGCUGCUGUUUGCUUUCUCUACCUGAUUAAGUCCUGCAAAUGAAUUUCUUGUUCAACUCGCAGAAUUAAAUCGGUGGACCCAGGUGCCAUAUACUCCAGUGGUACGUUCUUGAAUAGAUACUUAAAGGAGCUCUUAUUAAUUAAUUUUAUCAGCAUCAGAAAUGUAGCAAAAAGUGUGUUUUGUUUUAAAAACAGUACACAUCUUUGUAAGCUGGCCUAUUUAAGUGCGAAAAUUGAUUUGCAGGGAUAAUUUAGAUUCGUUUAAGUGAAUUAAUCUCUUUAUUUAUGGUGGUUCUUGUUAAAUGUAUACCUUUUCUUCGUGUUUUGGUUUAGAGCCUUAAAGAUAAUUAAGUGGGUAGUAUUUAUUUACGUUUAUUAUGCUCUCUGCUCACAGCAAAUAGUAAUAAAAUUUUAAAAUUUAA
Molecule: messenger RNA, 1718 nt
Organism: Drosophila kikkawai
Lineage: Eukaryota; Metazoa; Arthropoda; Insecta; Diptera; Drosophilidae
Source: RefSeq, a predicted model, not a curated record